Messenger RNA from Selaginella moellendorffii, 1650 nucleotides. RefSeq lists its product as uncharacterized. The record is from RefSeq and is a predicted model, not a curated record. The coding region runs from base 1 to 1650 and encodes 549 amino acids. NCBI's taxonomy places the organism in Eukaryota, Viridiplantae, Streptophyta, Lycopodiopsida, Selaginellales, Selaginellaceae. The transcript is spliced from 2 exons.
AUGUCGAGCGCGGGCGCGACAGUGAAGGCACCAGAUGGUCGCGUGAUCCUGCAUGCACAUGCCUAUCCGGGCGCGGUGGUGGCUCAUGUCUUGAGGACCCUGGAGCUGGAUGGUUGGAAAGGCUAUCUCAUUUCUGAUUCGGGGAGACGAUUGCUUCUCGAUACUCCAGUUGCGGAUGGAUUUACGUGCACUUUCAUCCAGACGGAGCCUGCGGACAACGAGUGGAUCAGGCGCCAUAAGAAGCUGCGUUCUGCACCUGAAGUGGCACAGUCCCUUUCGGAAAUGCGCCAGCAUCUGGGAACAGAUGAUCCAAUUUACAACCUUGGGCGGACCUCUGCACUCACCACACCUCUCGUGCUGGUGAGCAAGGCAUUCGGCUGCUACGCCAGGCUUUUCAGGUGCCAUUCUCCAAGUACAAGGGACUGGGAGUUCGUGAAGGAUAUGAUGGACGGGAUGAGUGCUUAUUAUGACGACGAACGAGCUCGGCAGCACGCCUUUACUCUGUUACUGGAGAAUUACAUCAACUUCAGCUGUCCUGGUAUGUGCUUUCGAUUCAAGGAAGCUCGUCCGGGCGAGUCCGAACCAGAUAUUUUGGUGGAGGCAUAUGUUGCGGAAGAAUGGUUGCUGAUAGCGAUUGUUGAGGUUAAGCCAGAGAGUGGCUUCAAUGGAGAUCCUAGAGUCGAAUUGGCCAAGUACUAUGCAGAUGCUACGGUUGAGAAGAGACGUAUGCGGCACUGGAGUUUUGAGCGGUCUUGCUGCCCGGUUCUAGCAUUGGAACUUGUUGGUCCGCUUCUGAGAGUUGGCGGUCUUGCUCAUUUCACGGACAAGCCGGCUCACGAGCCGUUUACGCCGUUCCUACACAUGCUCAAGUACCUCCAAGAUGAAGACCACCUUCAACUCCUUUCCAGAGCCUUAGCUGCCAUUCCAGCGACAAUCAGCUCUUUAGUGCAGUCCUACGUGACUCUCAGCGGCUUGCAGGUGCAACACGGGCCGCGGAGGGACCCGUCCAUCGACUUCCCGUACUUCAUCACGGAUGCACGGGCUCCGGUGGUCAUUCGGUUUGUACGCGAGAGUAACUCGCUGCAAACGAGGGAGCAGCAGCUUGUGUUCUAUACGCGGAAUGCUGCUGGUGAACGAAAGAUCGUCAAGUUCUGCCAGAGAUAUGGCUUGCAGGUGCACCAGCAAUGGGCCGAGGAUGGCUAUGCUCCCCGUUUCCAGCACCAGGGUCUUGAUGGAGGCUGGCUGGUGAUUUCCAUGGACUACUAUGCUGCAGAGGAUGGGUGGCGGCCAGUGACAGAGCUCGACCCGCGAGAGAUGGUUGCUGGUCAUGGAAAUGCUGUGGAGGAGGCUAACAAAUACAGGUUGGCGCCUUCGGACUGGGAAGAGUGCAAGAUGGCAGUGAAGAAUGCGUAUCAGGUAUUGCAUUCUCGGUACCCGCUCUGGGUUCACGGUGAUCUAAGGAGGCAAAACAUCUUCUACAAUGUCAAGACUUCCCAGGUGGCCUUUAUUGAUUUCGAUUGGGCCGGCGUCCAUGGCAAAGAACGAUAUCCACUCUGGAUAAAUCCGCUACUACAGUGGCCCCCUAGAGUCAAAGCGGGUGGGAUCAUCCUUGCUGAGCAUGAUCAACAGCUCCUUGAUAUUGAGCUUUGA